This is a messenger RNA of Thunnus maccoyii (southern bluefin tuna), 2625 nucleotides long. Its product is annotated as butyrophilin subfamily 3 member A2-like. Lineage: Eukaryota; Metazoa; Chordata; Actinopteri; Scombriformes; Scombridae. The record is from RefSeq and is a predicted model, not a curated record. The transcript is spliced from 6 exons. The coding region runs from base 290 to 1600 and encodes 436 amino acids.
AAACUCAAAGUGAAACUGAACUUACGGGAACCAGACAGAAUCAUCACACCGUGUUUAAAGCUCAGCUGGUAUAUUGAUGAUGACUUGAAUUAACAAGUACAUCAGAUAUAAACCUUGGUGUCCAUAGGCUUUUGUAAAAAAAUUAAUUUAUUAGUGAUUUGUUGGUUAAAACUACAUCUAAUGCAGCUGCUGAUAAACCAGGGUAACUUAAGGUCAGAUCCCUGUCAGUAAUUUAGAGACUUCAACUCUGCAAUGAAAGGAGCGGCACAACAGGCAGCAGAACUGCAAGAUGCUCCGCCAGAUGAACACACUGUCCUUUAAAUCUCCACUCAGACUCCUCACUGUUUUGGUUUUCUAUCUCCUCCAAACGCACUCCUGUCAAGGUCAGUCACAGUUAAUUGGUCCAUCUCAGCCAAUAGUGGCAACAGUUGGUGAUGACAUCAGUCUGCCAUGUCAUCUGAAUCCUGCGGUGGAUGUUACUAAAGAGACAUUGGAGUGGACAAGAUCUGAUCUGAACCCCAGAUAUGUCCAUAUGCGGCGUUCAGGUCAGGACCUCCCGGAUACAAGAAAUCCAUCCUACAGGGGAAGAACAUCGCUGAUCAUUGAAGAGCUGAAGCACGGAAACAUUUCACUGAAACUCUCCACAGUGAAACUGUCCGAUAAGGGAACUUAUAAAUGCUACAUUCCAGUGCUACAGAAACAAUCUUUGGUUGAGCUUGUUGUCAGUUCUGUCUCCUCACCUGUCAUAAAUAUGAUCAUAAACAGCAGUGGGGUGUUACAGUGUGAGUCUAAAGGCUGGUAUCCAGAGCCUGAGGUGUUUUGGUUGGACAGUGAGGGAAACCUCCUCUCUGCUGGACCUACAGAGACAGUCAGAGGUCCUGAUGACCUCUAUACUGUCGCAAGCAGAGUGACUGUGGUGAAGAGACACAACAACAGCGUCACCUGUAGAGUCCAACAGAAGAACAUCAACCAGAUCAGAGAGACUCACAUUAUCGUUCCAGAUGAUUUCUUCUGGGUCCAGGACCGGUCUGGUUCUACUUCCAGCUCUAGUUCAUCUGUUCCUGCCAUCAUUGGUGUGAUUGUUGGGUUCAUCUUUGUUCUUGCAGUUGUCUUUGUCGUGUGGAAAUGGAGACAAAACAAACUCAUGAACAAGAAACACCACGAGGAUGAAGAAACACAGAGAGUGAGAGAGAAGAGCGACGAUCCAGAACAAGAAUCCCUGAUAAAAAGAGAAACAGUGGACAAGAAGAUCAAACCCUUAAGUGAAGAAACAAGACUUCAGUGUGAAACAGAGGAAGAAACAAACCAAAGAGAAACUAACAAUGUUCUUGUUCAGAGACAAGAAGGAACACUGCAACAAUCUGUUCAUGAAGGAACAAACCUUCUUGUUCCAGUAAAAGUAGAACCUGACCAACUACUGGAAGAAGGAGGGACAGAAACUGCUUUGGACAAGACAGAAGAAAAGACAAACACUAAACCAACAAGUGAAGAAGCAGGAGUUCCUGGUCCAGCAGAGAGAGAAACACAACAAGAGAAACAGAGAAAGAGGAAGAAAAACAUGGAGAGACAGAACUGGACAAAGAGAGAGAAAGACUUCUGAAACAACUACAGACAAAAGAAAGAGAUGAGAAGAAAUUAGAAGAAAAGAUGUCUAGAUAUGUGACACAUAUAAAGGAACUGAAGGAUAAGAGAAAGCUACUCAGUGAACAGCUGGAGGAGGUGGAGAGGAAGCUUCAGUCACUAAACAGUGAAAAAGACCCUGAAACACAGAAAGAAGCAGCAGAAAAUACAAAGAAAGAUCUGGAGAGGAAGAAGGCAGAACUUCAGAAAGACUUAGAAAAGAUAGAGAAAUCACAGCAGAGAAACCAGAUUGAUCUUACUACUGCAACAGAAAGGAAAAUGAAAAUAAUAAAUGAAAAAAAAGAGAAAAAGAAAAAUUAAAGGAGAAACAGAAGACGAGUCAGAGUGAUUCAGACGAGGAACUUUGAUGCUAUGAAAGUCAAAAGAGGAGGAAGAAACAAACUUUUAUUUGAACGUUCUUCAGCUGUUUAGAGCUCCAAUAAAAUGUUUGUAUGUGAAACAUUUACAUGUUUAAUAUAAUAACUCAAUAUGGAAAUCAUCAUCAACAGAUAAACUGAUAUUUCUUCUGCUAAUUUGGAUUUAGAGCAGAUUUAAAUCUGCUGAAAUGAUUUUACUUGCUUAAACAUUCAAGAAAAUAUUGUUAUAUUAUAUUAUAAUAUAUGUUAUAAAAGAAGUUUAAAAAGCAACUAACUUGUUAAAUGUUGCCAAAACAGUUUUAGUCAUAAAAUACAAACAUGUAAUGUUUGAUCCAUGUAGAUGUUACACAACAGUUAUAUUAUUCAGAAGAAGAAAAGAUGCCUGAAGAUGACUGUUUUACCAUUUUUAUAAGAAGAGCUGAACUAUAACGUCCACAUCUCAGUGGAAAAUAUGAGCACAGGAAGUCGACCAUCUUCUCAACACUUUAGACUAGAACUGCAACUAACGAUGAAUUUCAUUAUUGAUUAUCCUAUCGAUUGUUUUCAGGAUUAAUCGGUUAGUUGUUUUCUCCUUAAAACAUCAGAAAAUAGAGAAAAAUGUUUGUCACUGUUUGGAAAAACCCAAGAU